Spodoptera littoralis (African cotton leafworm) is the source of this 222-nucleotide messenger RNA. The record is from the annotation of a GenBank genome assembly. Lineage: Eukaryota; Metazoa; Arthropoda; Insecta; Lepidoptera; Noctuidae.
AUGCUUGAAGUCACUUGUAAUGAUCGUCUUGGAAAGAAAGUGAGAGUAAAAUGCAACCCUGACGAUACAGUUGGAGACCUCAAAAAGUUAAUAGCAGCACAAACUGGCACGAGAUACGACAAGAUUGUACUGAAGAAAUGGUACACAGUAUUCAAAGACCAUAUCAAAUUGUCUGACUAUGAAAUACAUGAUGGCAUGAACCUGGAACUCUACUACCAAUAG